Molecule: messenger RNA, 1739 nt
Organism: Aphidius gifuensis
Lineage: Eukaryota; Metazoa; Arthropoda; Insecta; Hymenoptera; Braconidae
Product: farnesol dehydrogenase-like
Exons: 5
Coding region: 131-877 (248 amino acids)
Source: RefSeq, a predicted model, not a curated record
AUUUGACGUAAUCAAGUAUAAUUUAACUAGUCAGUUGACAUUAUAAAUAAACGAGUUGAUAACUCAGUAAAGUCCAGUAUCUUGUCAACUUUGCAAGUGCUAUCAUCAUUGAUUAAUCAAUUUUAAAAAAAUGAAUCGUUGGGUUGGUAAAAUAGCUAUUGUUACUGGUGCUUCAUCUGGCAUUGGUUUAUCAAUAGCUAAAACUUUUAUUAAAGAAGGUUUAAUUGUCGUUGGAUUAGCCAGAAGAAAGGAAAAAAUGGAGGCAGAAAUUGGUAAUUUGGGAAAAACUUGUAAAGGUAAAUUUUAUCCAAUUAAAUGUGAUGUGUCAAGUGAAGAUGAUGUUAAACAAGCAUUUGAAUGGAUCAAAAAAAAUAUUGGAGUUGUACAAAUUUUGAUAAAUAAUGCUGGUCUUGGUGUAAUUGGAAAUUUUGCAGAUAUGGAUUUAGCUGUGUCAAAAAAUAUCUUGAAUGUUAAUUUAUUUGGUACAAUUAAUUGUACAAAAGAAGCAUUGACAGUGAUGAAAGAAUCAAAAGUUGAAGGUCAUAUUAUCAACAUUAAUAGUAUUCAAGGCCAUCGUGUUUAUUGUUUCGGUGAAUUGGGUUUCAAUACUUAUCCAGCAUCAAAACAUGCAAUAACUGGAUUCACUGAAACCUUACAACGUGAACUGAUUGGUCAAAAAAUUCGUGUUACGAGCAUAAGUCCUGGCUAUGUUUCAACAGAAAUAGCAGAAGCUAAUAACUUUGGUGAACAUGUGACAAAUUUACCAUGCCUUGAGUCUCAAGAUAUUGCCGAUGCAAUUUUUUAUGUUAUUUCAACUCCUCCACGAGUUCAAAUAACUGAAUUGACAAUUCGUCCUUUGGGAGAAACACUAUUGUAAAAAUAAUAAUUAUAAAAUGAAUUGACAACAAAUAUAUGUAUACCAAUAAUCAAUAAUAAUUAUUUGUUACUUAAUCAUUGAAUAGUUUUUUUUUUUUUUAUUAAUUUUUAAAUAAAUAUUUUAAAAUAUUUUUUAUUCAUAAAAUUUAUAUAUUUGUUUUUAUUUUUUUUAACGAAUAUAAUAAAUAAUAACUGAACACUUUCUUUAUAUUUUACUUUGUAGCCUUAUUAUCAGUACCACAACUACUGAAUUUUUCAAAAUUAAAAUUCAAACAAAUGAAUUUAAAAAAAUUAAUAAAUAUCAUAAUUUUUUUUUUAUUCUAAGGUCAAAAAAUUAAAAAAAAAAAAACAUGAUUAACUUGUAUCUGACGGUUAAUGAAUGUUUAUUUUUUUCAUCAACUACUGAUAUUUUAUCAAUUAACUAAGUUGUGCAAUGUUCAAGGUUUUUUUACUUUGAUGCUGAAAAAAAAAAUAUAAUAUAAUUGAUACCCACAAUCUACAGUUAGUAAUUAUAAAAAAAAAAAUCAAAUAAGCAUAUACUUUGUGCAAAAAUAAAAUCAUCAAUUAUCAUUUGACAUAAAAUGUCAGAUCAUCAUAUUGCAUAAUGAUCCUUCCACAUUUCUUCUUAUAAAUACUGCUCGCAUGCCUGAUAAACUUGUCAUUUAUGUUUGUAACUCGGUUAGAAUAGACAAACAUAAUUCGUUUUAACAAUUUAAUAAAUAAAAAUAACAAUGGAACGUUGGAAUAAUAAAGUGGCAGUUGUAACUGGUGCCUCAGCUGGAAUUGGCCUUGAAAUAACAAAAACUUUGCUUCGUCAUGGUUUAAAUGUUGUUGGAUUAGCAAGAAGAAAAGAAAAAAUGGAG